CACGCGUCGGUACCACAGCCAGCUCCCACCCUUCUUUCCGGUUCCAUCUCGAUCCGGUGCGCGCUCGCUCGCUCGUUCGCUCCGACUUGUGUUGACAUUCUUCAAGCCUCUAGGCCCGUCACAUUUUGUUUAUUUACUUCGCAGUGAGACAUGGAGUCUGCUCCAGUGAACGGCGCCAACGGGUUCCGGGGACGGGGGGGCCCGCGCGGCAGUGGCGGCGGCAGGGGCGGCUUCAGAGGCAGGGGCGCUGGAGGCAGUCCCUUCAGGGGCCGAGGCGGUGCCCGAGGCGGCCCGCACCAAGGACAAGGGAGGCCCUUCCGUGGACAAAGCGGUCCCUUCAGGGGCGGCAGGGCUUCAUUCAGGGGUGGCGACAAAGGACAAGCUCCGUUCAGGGGUGGCGGAAGAGGGCGGGGUGCUUCCAGCACCAAGAUUCAUCCUCAAGUUCAGUUUGUGGAGCCAUACAUUCGUAAAGGACUAGAUUCCCAGUAUAACAACUUCCGGUGUUUAUUUGAAAUAACAAAUCUGCCAACAAUUUCAAUUCAAGAUUUCAAUGCACUACGCGCCUUCAUAGUGGAAAAUACCAAAGUUUCGGUCAAGAGAAUUCUUUACAAAUUGCCAUCUGAUACGUCUAGAUCAGUGACCGCUGUUUGUGAAACAGAGACUCCGAAGAAUAUAUCUCAGGUGGCAGACAAGCUGCAUGGACUAGUUUUCCGAGACCGUCACUUGCUUAUUAACAGAAGUUUUGCUUACCCUGGCCAUCUUGAGAAUUGUGUUAGAGUUUUCACCCAGAAGCCAGUAGCAACAGAAGUAACAGAGGAAACAUUGUACUCUUUGUUUGAGUCUUGUGGAAACCUUCAAGUUAUUCGUUUAAUCAAUUGCAAACCUGACGCUGCUUUGGAGGCACUUAUUACCUUUGGAGACUCUGACUCUGUGCUUAAAGCUUUAAAAUUGAAUCCGAAGGUUGGCAAGACCAAAGCUAAUGUUGUGAGUUUGGGUCAGCUCUUUGCAACAGUCUCUCCAAUUGCUGCAGUUGACAAAGUACUGAAAGAUUUCAAAACAAACUAUGUCGAUAAACAACCCAACUUAGCAUAUGUGUACUUUUCAGAUGAAGAAAGUUAUUCCAAAGCCCUGGAACUAAAUGGAACAGCUUAUGAUGGUCUUCACCAAGUUGUGAUCCAACCAGAGCUUUCAGUGUUUAUUGCAGACCCGAAUUUCAGAUUGAAGCCCGAACAAUUGAAGGCAGUUUUUGGUUCUUCUAAAAUUGUUGCCCAUCCAAUCAGAAAUGAUGUUCAUGUUAUUAAGUUUAGGUCUAAAACUGACCUUGAUAAUGCCCUCAAAGCCUCCCCAGUUUUAAUAAAUAACAAUUCAUAUACUGUAGUUGACUCAGUUUCCAAGAUUCCAAUAACUGAGGUCAAGAGCAAUGAUGAGGAGGAAGAGUCAGAUGAAGAAGUAGACGAGGAAGAGGCGGAGGACGAGAGUGGUGAGGAGGAAGAGGAAGAUGUAGAUGCUGAGGAGGAAGAGGGAGAUUCUGAGGAAGGGGAUGAAGACGAUGAGGGCGAGGAUGAAGAUGAUGAGGAGGAUGAAGAGGAAGAAGAGAGCUCAGAGGAGGAAGCUACUCCUGCUCCAAAAGCACCCAGCCCCAAGAAAGGACAACAGCCACCAGCUAAGACAGCUCCCAAAAGAAAAUGGAAUGACAAAGUCCAGAAAGGGGGAAAGAAACAAAAAGCUUAGAUAGUUUUUAAUCUUAUGUUAAGUAUCAUUACUGUUAAAGUUUCUACUGGCAUCUCUGCCAGCCCUGUUACCCACUUGUUCGUUGACGCUUACCAAGAAACUUGGUAGUUGUUUUAGACCAUGUAUUCCUAACUUGAAGAAGAAUUUGUAAACAAUGGAAUAAAAAUUCUCUGCCUUAA
Molecule: messenger RNA, 1910 nt
Organism: Thrips palmi
Lineage: Eukaryota; Metazoa; Arthropoda; Insecta; Thysanoptera; Thripidae
Exons: 7
Coding region: 151-1731 (526 amino acids)
Molecular function (GO): nucleic acid binding
Source: RefSeq, a predicted model, not a curated record